Messenger RNA from Drosophila bipectinata, 1185 nucleotides. It is a transcript of the gene Or33a, whose product is annotated as Odorant receptor 33a. Gene Ontology annotation, molecular function: odorant binding; olfactory receptor activity. Gene Ontology annotation, cellular component: plasma membrane. Gene Ontology annotation, biological process: sensory perception of smell; detection of chemical stimulus involved in sensory perception of smell. Lineage: Eukaryota; Metazoa; Arthropoda; Insecta; Diptera; Drosophilidae. The record is from RefSeq and is a predicted model, not a curated record.
AUGACUAAUAUUUUAUUCAUAAUCGAUUUUUGAACGUUGAAUAUAAAUUUAAAUACGGUUCCUCCGGUAGUUAAAAGUGAAGAUCUCUACAGGACUUACUGGGUUUAUCUUUGGCUCCUGGGCGUAGAAGGAAAAUAUCCACAACGCCUCUUAGUAGAUGUUUUAAACUCAGUUUUUAUCGUAUUUUGGUACCCAGUGCAUCUCAUUCUUGGACUUUUCAACAAGGGCAUUGUGGACCUAUUCAGGAGUCUGCAUUUCACAUCGGAGUGCUUCUUCUGUAGCUUUAAGUUUCUUUGCUUUCGAUGGAAACUUGAUGAAAUCAAGGCUAUACAAAAGCUGCUAACUGAGUUGGAUAAAAGAGCUGAAAGUGAGGAAGACCGAAGGUUCUUUGAUCAGAAUACUGCACGAGUGGCAGUAAUGCUGUCUAGGAGUUACUUAGUGGCCGCCAUUAGCGCUAUAAUCACGGGCACGGCAGCUGGAUUGUUCAGCAAUGAACGGAAGUUAUUGCAACCGGCCUGGUUUCCCUAUAACGUACAAGCUACUCCAACGAUAUUUUGGAUUAGUUUUAGUUACCAGGUAGUGGGAAGUACUCUAGCGAUCCUUCACAAUCUCUCCAAUGACUCUUAUCCUCCGAUCACCUUUUGUGUGGUCGCAGGACACGUAAAGCUACUGGCCAGGCGAUUAAGUCGCAUCGGACAUGAUAAAAAUAUUUCAAAAGCAGAGGCCACCAAAGAACUGGUCCAAAACAUUGAAGAUCACAGGAAACUAAUGCAAAUUAUUCGACUGAUGCGCAGCACUUUGUAUCUUUCCCAACUUGGUCAGUUCAUCUCCAGUGGCAUCAACAUUUCCGUAACCCUUAUCAAUAUUUUGUUCUUUGCGGAAAAUCAUUUCGCCAUCAUAUACUAUGUUGUAUUUUUUGCGGCCAUGCUGAUUGAACUGUUUCCGAGCUGCUAUUAUGGCACUUUAAUGUCAAAGAAAUUCGACCAAUUACCAUAUGCCAUAUUUUCGAGCAAUUGGCUGGGAAUGAACAAAGGAUACUGCAGGUCCUUGAUUAUAUUGAUGCAGUUUACGGUAGCCCAGGUGGAAAUAAAGGCAGGAGGCAUGGUUGUGAUUGGAAUGAAUGCAUUCUUUGCAACUGUUCGAAUGGCAUACUCAUUUUUCACCCUCGGUGUGUCACUUAAAUAA